AUGGAACACUUUCGUGUGUACGUAGAACGCAAGAAGAAAAAACUCAAAGAGAAAUUCAUGCCUGCUACCUCGUUAAAUGUUUCUAUUUCUACACCGUCGAUUAGCCUUGGCACCAAUACCUUGUACACUGAAACAGCAACCUCUCGGCUCCAUUCUACUGCUCAUGAAAAUACAGUACUUGGUGGCAGCUCUUCACAAAUAUCGGACACAAAUCAAUCUGCACCCGAAAUCGGUCCACUCCAUGACAUUCACUCAGCCACCGAGGCGGCAGCUUCCAGAUCGUUACCGGCUUCCGGCCCUAAGUCUUUGGCGUUAACAACGCUGAGUACCGCGCUAAAGACAUUGCAAAGCGGUGCGGAGGUGUUUCCUCCUCUACGGGCAGCAAUUGGAGGUCUAGUAGCAUGUACCGAGCGCAUAGAGCUCAGUUCAAAGCAUCGUAAUGAAUUUGAGGAUCUAGCAAGUAGUCUGACAUCACUGAGCAUUUCUCUCCACCGUCAUCUCAAAGAGUCCAGAUCAAAUCAAGUAUCCGAGUUCCUUGAGCAAAUGGCAGCUUCUGUCGAAGAACAGGUAAAAAUUGUUAGCAGUAGGCAGGACCGUGAAGCAGGAGGAUACUUUAGGCAGGCAGAAGAAGACGAAGAUGAGAUUCUUAGAGGAUACAAGCGCAUAGCUGAGAUCCUUGCGCAGCUACAGGCCGAGGCGAACCUGAAAAUGUGGAACGCGGUCGAAGGGCAGCUUGCGGACUCUCGUAUCGAUGCUUUGUCACCUGUUGACUCUGCUAUAUAUAACUCUCUUCUGUCACAUGAGGUUAAUCGCCGAGCAUGCACCAAAGAGACUCGCGUGCAGAUCCUGCUCGAGCUAGAGAAAUGGUCACUCGACCCGUCCCAGCCCAAUAUCUUUUGGAUGAACGGAAUGGCAGGAACAGGGAAAACAACAAUUGCGUACACCUUUGCUGAGUCCCUCAAGACGCGCGGCGCACUCGGCGGGAGCUUCUUUUGCACGCGUACAUCAGACGAAUGCCGCGACGUGGGAAGGAUCGUGCCGACUAUUUCCCAUCAACUUUCGCAAUACUCACCUUCGUUUCGAUCGGCCCUGUUGCAAGUUUUGGAACGAGAACCCAAGAUCAGAUCGCAGUCGAUCGACAGUCAGUGCGAGCGACUGAUCAAAGAGCCGCUUCAGAAGGCAAAAAACCAAAUGACAAAAGGACUAGUAGUUGUGAUCGACGCACUUGAUGAAUGCAGCAACACAAAUGGGGUCGGAACAAUUCUCUCCGCACUAUUCAGAGUCGCACCCAAUUUGCCAAUAAGGUUCUUCAUCACCAGUCGACCCGAGCCGGACAUCCGCCUAAGGGUAGACGCUCAAUCUCAACAGAGUCGGUCGAUAUGCAUACUACAUGACAUGGAGAAGUCCUUGGUUCAAGCAGACAUCCACCUAUACCUUUGUGAGGAGCUUGCGAACAGCGUCUCAGAGCAUGAUCUCAGUCAGCUGGCCAAACUUUCCGGCACUCUAUUCAUUUAUGCGGCCACGGUAAUUCGGUACAUUCGAAGAAAAGGGAAUAUGGUCGACCAAGAUCGGCUUGAAACCGUUCUCAAUUCGUCUUCAAACGCGGGCUACCAACACACCGACAUUGACCGCUUGUAUACUACUAUUCUAGAUGCUGCAAUCGAUGAUCCAGAGCAUGAACCAAAAGAACAACAACAGAUGCGACUCAUACUUUGGACGGCCGUCUGCACGCGCGAGCCCGUCACCAUCGAUACACUCGCAGCCCUCGCCGGGAUCAAACCAGCAAAGGCGACCAUACUGCUCCAGUCGCUAUACUCCGUGCUGCACGUAUCGCAGGUCACCAACAUGGUCUCCACCCUCCAUGCAUCCUUCCCCGACUACAUCUUUGACGAAGCGCGGUCCAAAAGGUUCUACUGCGACGAAACGACGCAUAGUCAGCUGCUGUCCAAGCACUGCUUUGACAUCAUGCACGACCAGCUGCGGUUCAACAUCUGCGGUCUAGAGACAUCGUUCAUAGCCGAUAGCGAAGUGAAGGACCUGAAAGCUCGAAUCGAUAGGUCGAUCUCGCCAACGCUGUCGUACGCUGCGCACCACUGGGGACAUCAUGUAGCGAAAAGCACGCACUGCGGGGAGACGCAGACGAAGCUAGAAGAAUUUUUCUCAAAUCAGCUGCUGUUCUGGAUGGAGGUGCUGAGUCUAAAAGGGACCCUGGAUAUGGGCAUAGCUAUGCUGUCACUGGUUAAGCCAUGGCUGACGGCCAAAAAAUCGCCAUCAAACCUUAUCAAGACACUCGACGACUCAUGGAUCUUUGUGUCCACGUUUGCUGCGGGAUCGGGCUCGCAGUCGACACCGCAUAUAUACAUCUCAGCACUCGCAUUUUGCCAUCCGUCCAGUUGGGUCUCGCAGCAAUACAAAGGUCGUACCCGGCAGUUGCUAUCACUGGCAGGCUCGGCAGUAGAGGGGAGUCCAACGGCGCUUCUUGCAACGUGGAGGAUGCAGUCGAAACCCGCCUGCGUAGCAUUCUCAUCUGGUGGGACUCAAUUGGCAAUUGGAUUCAAUGAUGGCGCGGUUUGCGUGGUUCAUGCUCACAAUGGAGCAGUUGCACUUGGACCCCUCAAGGGGCACACGGCGGGGGUGAACUCUGUAGCACUCUCACCUGACGGAUCAAUGCUUGCCUCUGGCUCCGACGACGGCACCAUCCUUGUCCGGGACGCGCAGACGGGCAAUCCAAUAUAUGACGUCAUCAAGGGACAUGAAGAAGGGGUGAUGUCAGUGUGCUUCUCACCGGAUGGCAAAUACAUCCUCUCGGGGUCCUGGGACAAGACAACGCGGAUGUGGGACAGUGGCAACGGCAGUCUCAUACCCAACUCCAUCAAACGACAUCCUCACAAAGUCUUCUGCACGGCAUUCUCUCCUGAUGGCAAGCUUAUCGCCUGUGGCUUGUGGAGCCACGAACGUCCUAUUGUUGUUUACGACGCAUCCACCAGCGAGUCACUCCCUUUUCCAUUUGACGCUCAUCAAUCCCCGGUGUGGUCAAUCGCCUUUUUGCCCAACGGAAACAACCUUGUCACUGGCCAUGAAUCCGGUGAUCUGCGCGUCUGGAGUCUCCACAACGGCACCGCCACACACUCCCCACCCAAAGUACACAACAAGAGAAUCACAUCCAUUGGGUUUUCGCCACUCGGAGACAAACUCGUCACUGGCUCUCAUGAUAGGUGCGUGUAUAUAUGGGAUGUAGAGAACGGCUACUCCAACCCUUGCCUACUUGGCACACACAACGGUUAUGUUUACUCCACUGCGUUCUCACCCGACGGCACACGAGUCGCAUCAUGCUCAGGGGAUGGCGUCACGAUGUGGAAUUCACUUCACUCGACAUCCUCUCAUACACCGAAAUGGAAGGCGCCAACCAAUGCUGUCUAUUCGGUUUCAAUAUCGCCUGAUGGGUCACGCAUUGCCGCAGCGGGUCUUGACCAUGCGAUCUUCAUGCUCAACGCACCCGAUGGCACCGGCACUGUCGAGCCACUUAUGGCAGACACCAAUUGGAUUAAUUCGGUGGCGUUCUUGCCCAAUGGCAGGUACCUUGCUUCUGGCCAUGCUGACGGUGCCAUCUGUCUGUGGGAUGGCACGAGCGGCAAGCUGCUAUCCGGUCCACUUCAAGGGCCUCAAGACCGGGUCCAAUCGAUUUCAUUCUCACCCAAUGGCAAGCGCAUUGUCUCUGCCUCAAAUGACAAGACCAUACGAAUGUGGGAUGUGGGAGAUGGGACUCUGACAGCUAUCGACCUGGUUGGAACACACAAGCGCGCGGUCAACUGUGCAACAUUCUCUCCUGACGGCGGGCACAUUGUUUCUGGCUGCAACAAUGGGAAGAUCCGUAUGUGGGACUCGCAUUCGCUGUCACUGGUGUUUGAUCUAUUCGGGCCGCAGUGGUAUAAGGGCAGUAUCAACUCGGUCACGUUCUCGCCUGAUGGCCAACUUGUUGCUUCUGGGUCCAAUGAUAGCACCAUCUACGUGUUUGACUCGCGCAGUGGCAAUCUGGUGUUAGGUCCUCUCAAGGGACAUGAGGCACCGGUUCGGUCAGUUGUAUUCUCACCCGACGGCAGUCACAUCGUAUCUGGCUUGGCUGAUGGAAGUGUUUGGGUGUGGGUGGUGAAAGAUGGAGCGCCUGCAUGCAAGCCACUUCAAGGCCAUCAAGAUUGGGUUUGCUCAGUGGCAUAUUCACCCGACGGCAGAUAUAUUGUCUCAGGCUCAGACGACUCGACGAUCCGAGUAUGGAAGGCACCAGGAGGGGGCGUCAUAUCUGACCUAUCACAUUCUGCUCCUUCCGCUUUAGAUGAGAGGCAAACACAUUGCGCAAUCGCUGGCGGGCUGACGAUGUCGCAGGACGGGUGGAUACGAAACCACGACUCACAGCUGGUGUUCUGGGCUCCCUCCGAUAUACGCAGAGUCUUCCCCAUAAUUGAGACCGUUUAUACCAUUGGACCUCAAGGAAUACUCCACAUGGACUACACCCAACCUCUGCUGCUUGGCGAGGAGUGGCAUGGGUGCUAUGUGGGCUCGGGAUGA
Messenger RNA from Rhizoctonia solani, 4563 nucleotides. Its product is annotated as peptidase C14. Bases 1 to 4563 code for a protein of 1520 amino acids. Lineage: Eukaryota; Fungi; Basidiomycota; Agaricomycetes; Cantharellales; Ceratobasidiaceae. Gene Ontology annotation, molecular function: protein binding. The transcript is spliced from 6 exons. The record is from RefSeq and is a predicted model, not a curated record.